This is a messenger RNA of Pyricularia grisea, 2823 nucleotides long. RefSeq lists its product as uncharacterized. The record is from RefSeq and is a predicted model, not a curated record. The coding region runs from base 1 to 2823 and encodes 940 amino acids. The transcript has 2 exons. NCBI's taxonomy places the organism in Eukaryota, Fungi, Ascomycota, Sordariomycetes, Magnaporthales, Pyriculariaceae.
AUGAGUUACCCUCAAGAUGGGCGAGACAUGGAGGACCGACCGACGACACCGGGAUCAGUCAAGAGGGCCAGGGAGAGGGCCAUGGCUGGACUACCAAGAGAAGCACCAGGUUUACCUAUAAGCCCGAAUGCUGGAAUUUCCAGGAUACCACGACCCGUGCAAACUAGUCGAGAUGGCUCGUCAGGCCCUCCCACGAUCUCGAGACCGACGCCAGUACCUCAGUGGCCUCUCGCGGGUCCUCCGGCAUCUUCAAUAUCGAAGCCAAUCUAUCAGCCGCCCCCGGGAAGAGGACCUGCUCCUCAACGACCUCCUCGUCCAAGCCCGAGCCAUGUUCCCUCAAUGUUGGAUGCAUCAAAAAUACAGGAACAUAUUCCUGUAUUUCAGUACACUCCGCAAACUGGACGCGAAUCUGAAGUUUCCAUGGCACAGUCAAUGGCAUCAUCUCAAUCCCGUCCAACGACCCUCGACUCGGUUGGCUCGAUUCCAGACUUCCCGCUACCCAUGACCGGUGGUGUCACAGGGCCUCCGCGAAGGAGUGUAACGCUCGGCCCGCCCCCAUCCGCGCGACGUGGGGCUUCUUCCUUUUAUUCCAAUGCGUCAUUCGUCUCGCCGAUUCCAGAAGAGAGCCCAAGAGCUAGGUCUCACACUUCGUAUGCAUCCAGUGCGGCCAUGCCCAGAGAAAGUUGGGCCUCUUCAGCGUCCCCAGGCCCGAGUCCGACCGAAUAUCAGGAUGGGGCCUUCGACGACAGGCUCAGGGUGGGCGGCAGAGAUGCCUUCAACGAUGAGGCUGGCGAUGAAAGCCAACUAGUGAGGAGUGCAAGCGUGGGCAAGAGGGGCAAGGCUUCCAUAGUCAAUACUUCAACAGCGACUAGGGCGUCUGAGAUCCCAGAGGGGGAUGAGCGCCCGGAACCGUCGCCACUGCAGGGAGGCCCAUUUGUUCUGGGUACUGGCUACCGUGACUCUUCAAGUUCCGGCAGUGUGCCCAGGGCCAAGCCCGGCGUGGGCAUGGCACUCACAGCAGACUCUAUCCUGAACGCAUAUGGGGCUGCAAGCUCUUCCGACCCAUCGGAUGCAUACAGUCGGCGCAUGUCUGUCUCGCCACAGCCGCCAGUUUACAGCCACCUCUCCGCCAUCCGUAGGCCUCCAAGGCUGGAUGUUGAUGGCAUCAAGGCUGCCGAAUCCCGAGGUAGCUUGACAAGUCUACCGGACCUGAUUCGUCGGGCGACUAGGCUUGCAGCAAGUCUCGAAAAGGGUCGUAGGCCGGCAAGCCGCUUCGACAGCUUCGAUGCAACAGAAUCUUAUGGUUAUCCGAACGCCAAUAUCGACAGCGAGAAGGAUACGUCAGAUGAUUUUGAAAAGCAUCAAUCAGGGCUGUCAGACAUGCUAGCGGCUUUCCCUCCACCAGCUCAACCUUCACUUCCACGUCGUAGCUUCAGGCAGAGUUUGCGGGACUCAGUGGGUCAAUCAUGGCCUCUGCCCGCCCGGUUUAGCACCAGCCGGUCACCGCCACAACAGCGUGCUCUUGACAACGAUGUGAACUCAUUCGCGGAGAUGAACCUGAACAACACCGAAAAGGGCACCCGGAAUGGCAAAAAAGAGGGCCGCAGAUGUUGCGGUCUGCCUAUGUGGGGGUUCAUCAUCCUCGUGCUCAUCAUUCUCAUCAUUGUUACGGCAGCCGUCGUGAUACCGGUUGAGUUCUUCGUCAUUCGUCGCCCGCAAAACAACGCAUCUGCCGGAGCUCCUCAGUCAGCCAUAGACAAAUGUAAAGCUCAGCUUACGUGCGCGAACGGCGGCAUCAACAUUGUAACAACUGAAGGCACCUGCUCGUGUAUCUGCACAAACGGCUUCACUGGCCAAACGUGCACUCAGCUGUUGACGCAAAGCUGUACAACCACCAACAUCGUUGACCAGAACCCCAACAUCGGUGCCUCUCAGAUUAGUAACGUCACCUUGGGAGAUGCGAUCCCUCGAAUUGUUGCAGCUUCCCAGGCAACGUACGGAGUGCCUCUUUCGAUCUCGCAAAUCCUUGCCAAAUUCAACGCGGGCAAUUUGAGCUGCAUAGCUGAGAACGCGUUGGUCACUUUCAACGGCCAGAGCCAGAACUCCAAUGGUUCUCAAGGAGGAGUCGCGAAUUUUGGAGUUAGCGACGAUAACCCAAUGGUCAAAGUGGAGGUUGUCACGGUUUUUGCGAAGAGGCAGAUACGACGAGGAUUCACUACUGUUCUCACCGGGCCGGCAACCUUCUCGACAACUCUGGGCGUUUUACCAUCGAUCCUACCGACGACAACCAUCACUGUCACUACCACCAUCCGACCUACACUAACCCGGCCAACAACAAUGACGACGCCAACGACGAUGACGACGCCGGCACCCACUCCCAGUGCACCCACGAAUACGCCCAAACCCUCAGUACCUGCUGUACCUGCGGUACCGUCGUCUUCGUUCUCCGUGACGAACGAGGUGAUCGACUUUGCGCGCGUGGCAGUGCUCUUCAUUCUGCAGCAGGAGUCGCUGCAGACUGCCGAGCAGGCUCAAGGUGAAAUCCAGCGCUUAUUCACAGCGGCUGGCGGAAAGACGGGCACUCAGGGCGUGACAAUUGAGCAGGCGCGGAACGUGACACUCCUGAACGGCAACUCUGCAAACCUCGUUGAUUUUGCCAUCAACGUAGGCGCAGGGCUCGUAGGCAAGGGAGCAACUCCAACCUCUGGGAAUGCAGUGGUCGCCAGGAGUCUGAACGGGGUUGCCAUGGCGCACCAGCCGCGGUCUCAAACCGCGUGCAAGGAGAGCCUGCAGCCAGUUUUCAUGCGACUGUUCAGGCGGUGA